This is a messenger RNA of Ananas comosus (pineapple), 1251 nucleotides long. RefSeq lists its product as uncharacterized. The transcript has 5 exons. The record is from RefSeq and is a predicted model, not a curated record. Bases 90 to 650 code for a protein of 186 amino acids. Lineage: Eukaryota; Viridiplantae; Streptophyta; Magnoliopsida; Poales; Bromeliaceae.
CAUUUUGUGUAUAGAUAAAUAGAUAUAGAAUAGAAUAGAAGAAGCAUUAUAUCUCCUCUCUUUCGCUUCUCUCUCCACCAACGAACACCAUGGCGGAUAAUUCCAAACCCGGUUUAGGAGGCGCCGGAGCGAAGGCGAUCGCCGCCGCCGCCGCAGCCCCCUCGGCGGAAUCCGACCGUCGAGAUCCCGACCUGAGCGCGAUCGAGCCGUCCGAUGGCUUCGUCGCCCUCGACAUCGGCGCCCUCUCCCUCCUCGCCGGCGACGAUCCAAACUCGGCCCCGACUCAACCCUUGGUGAAAUCGUUCUCGCGCAAGGGGUCGCAGCGAAACGGCGGAGGAGGAGACGCGACCUUACCCGGUGAGUUGACUAGCUCGACUCGGUUCGACUCGAAUUCGGGUGGGCCCGGGGAGAAGCCCACGAUCGUGGUACACGUGGCGGGGGAUGGGGGGCAAAACGGUCAUUUCACCGCCGCGCCGACCGCGACGCCACCGGGGGGGAAGUGUCGGCGAAUCGCACGCCGACACUCGCCGUGGCUCGACCCGAGAAGGGUCCUCUUCGUCUUCGCCACACUGUCCAGCAUGGGAACUUUGAUACUGCUCUACUUCACUCUCUCCAUGGGUAAGAUGACCCAAGGUGACUCAGAUGCCUAGUGAUGCAGUGGACAUGCUUGAAUGUGGAUACAAACCAUAAUAUAUAUAAUACCAACCCAAAAAGAAAAAGUUUAACAUUUUCAAAAACUAUUAUUGUUAGUGCUACUAUUAAAGGAGGGGGGGACAAACGAGAAGUUGCAUUACUGGUACAAAAGGGAACCAUGAGAACACUAGAAUAGUUAGGAGGAAAGGGGAAGUAGUGUACUCUCUGAAAGUAGGGAAAAAGGAGAAAAGUUUUUUUUUUUUUUUUUUUUUUUUUUAAUGUGUCAUUUUGUUGUUGAUAGUAAAUUUUCACCUUCUGUUUUUUGUUUCUGAUUUUGCUUUUGUGGUUUCAAUUUGGGCUGUUCUAAGACAAAGUUAUAUGGGUUGUAAGCUUCCCCAUUCUGUUAUUUUGGGUUAGUGAGUGGUAUUGUGAGUUGGCUUGUCCUUCUACUUGCUAUUUUUUUUUUCUCUUUUUUUUUUUUUUGAAGGUGGGGAGUUUCUUUCCUCUUUUGGGGAGUUUUUCAUUUUGUGAAUGGAGAAACUGGCAUUUGAGUAUGAUAAUUGUUACUUGUUAGUUACUUCUUAUAGAGUGAAAUGGGACCAUAUUGUUCCUUGUAAA